AUGCCAGCCCCAUCCCCACUCGAACUCCUCGCCUCCAUCAAUCAGCUCGUUCUCGCCCUACAACGCACCUACCUCCCCCGUGCAACUGUGUGCACGACCCCACCCGGCUCAUGGCGUCGACAACGACUCGAUCAUCUGUCUCGAUUGUUGAUCCGCUUACAACGACUGACGACGAGGAGGAGACAAGAUGCUUCGGAUUGGAUCUCGCUCAACACGCUACUGCAGCAUGUCGAGCAGGAUUUCCUCGACGGCUUGAGUAGAGGCAUUGGAUCAAGUUCGGGCAAAGAAGCGCACGAUGACGGGGAUGACCCAUCCAAUCCCCAAUACAAUCCCCUUCCCAAGCGCUUGGAGGGUACGACCCACGCUAUGCGCAACAAGUUGCGUCAAGUGAUACAAGAGAUUCAACAAUACCUUCAAAGCACUUCGGUCUCCACUCGCAAACGUCGACGACCUCGAGACAGCUUCAUCCCCUCCGAUCACGAGCUCGAGCACCCUGCGACCGGAACGACCCCUGAUUCCCUCACACUUCGAGAAAAACUCGACCAAGCAUACGCUCUCCACCUUGCCGUUCACGAUCCCCUAAAGCUAGAGCAACAUCGCAGGAUUGGACCUCUCCCGCCAGCCCCAGCCGAUGCAGAAGGGUCUCCAGAGGAAGGAGGCACCGUACCCUCCCUCUCCACAGUGUCUCAAAUCCUCUCUCGUCUUCCCCCACACUGGACGGAGACAACCCUCUCUUCACUCCGUUCGUCGGAACCCGAAGUAAUGCUCGACGAACUCAAAGCCCUCCUGUGGAAACAUGCCGAUUCAUUGAUCCCUUCCCGUUUGGGACACGGGAACCUCAAGCCUUUGUUACGGGAUACUAUCCUUUCUCCUACACCUCGGCCCUUGAGCUACGCGACAUUCAAGACCAAGGUCCUGCAACCCCUAUUCGAGCUCCUAGGACGACUGUGCUCCCCCGCUCGAGAUGAUCAAGCCAGAACACUAGUGGAACGACUCGACAAGUCCGAAGAGGUUGAGCAUGUCGUCCCCUUGACGUUGGACGCUCUGGUCCUAAUCGAUCAAAUGCACUUGGAUUUACGUUUCGCUCGAAAGCUCGCCAAACGCCAUCUUGGGAGUGAGCAGCUCGAUAGAUUGGAGAUGGAGAAGAAGGCGAUCGAAAGCGAACGAAGGGUGGUGUGGCAGAUUCUGAGGAACAAGGAAUGGGGCACCACUGUGCUGCCAGAGACUGGGAGAUGGAUUCGGGAACGAGGAGGGGCCGAGGCCGGUUCGACGAUGGAGAAGGGAAUUCGGAAGGCGUUCCUCGAAGCGGUAUUUGAUACAAGGGCUGUGGAAUGCUUCGAUAUCAAUUCUCCCACCUUCACCUCUACCACGAUGCAAGAUGGCUCCGCAAAUCAACUCCCGUUGACGCUCCUCGUCACAGCACCGAGGAUCUUCACCCUCCAAAACCACCUUCAAGCGCUCGUCAUCGUCGCUUGUUUGAACUCCAUCGCUAGCUCCAGCGUCGCGUUGGGGCCUACAAGUCAGGAGAGAUCAAUGAUGACGAGGAGAUUAUGGACGUUGUUGCGAGGGAUCGUCGAUUCUGAUUCGGAAUCGAAUGGAAAGGGGGAGGGGGAGAUCAAGUUGAUCAACCUCGUUGAUGAGAUGAUGCAGCUUCAUCGUGGGAAGCCCGCAGGGGAGAAGGUAACGAAAGAAGAGAACAUGGAAGAAGGUUUGAAGCGUCGAGUGGAGAGUGUGUUGAGGUAUGAGGACCCGGUUUUUAAGCUAUUCUCGAGGAGGCUGAAAGAGGGGGUUGAGAGGGAGUUGGACCGUACAUCGUCGGCGAGGUUGGGUGAGGAUCGGAACGUCCCGAGGGAGUUAAAGUCGGGUCGAAAAGUCCUCUCUUCUUCAUCGACUCCAUCGACUCCUUCAACCCCCAAACCCGAGGCCGGCUUCGUCUCGAUCAAAGGUUUCGAGGAUCUCCAGGAACCCCUUGGGCAAGUUCUCGUUCAACUCCAAGCAAUCUUAGACUGGGUUCAGAAAGUCUGGGGGGAGGAAUUAAACUGGACCCGUUCUGAGGUGUCCCAAGUCUAG
Messenger RNA from Microbotryum saponariae, 2070 nucleotides. The record is from the annotation of a GenBank genome assembly. NCBI's taxonomy places the organism in Eukaryota, Fungi, Basidiomycota, Microbotryomycetes, Microbotryales, Microbotryaceae.